CAUUCAGUAUAUAUUUUCGCUCCGAACAACUUCCAAAUUGUACAGCAAAAAUUUGAAAAAAAAAAUAAAAAAAUUUACUAUUUUUCUAUAUAAAUUGUAUUUUUGGCAAAUUUGAGUCAACAAAAUGUGUUCGCCGUGCGGUCCAUGCAGUCCCUGUGAUCCCUGCUGCGGUCCCUUCGAGUGCUCGCCCAAGUGCUACAAUGCGGCCCAGUUGGAGGCACUCCCGCAAUGUGCUCCCCGCAUCCCGCCUCCCUUUCCCAAAUGCAUCACCGUCCAGCAGCCGCCACGGAUGAUCUGCAAGAAGCGGGUGGUCUUCACCGAAAAGAUUGUGCCGGAGCCGAUGGUCGUCAACAGAUGCAGGCAGAUCACCAUUCCGAAGGUGGUGGAUGCCACGAGGGUCAUCAAGGUGCCAAAGCUGAUCUGGGUGUCGCAGAUGGUGCGAGAGCCUAGGGUCAUCUACUACCCAUCGAUGAUCCCCGAUCCUUACGUGGUGUGCUAUCCCAAGCGGGUGUGCGAGCCUAGGGAGGUGUGCCAGUCGAUUCUGUGCCAACCCAAGCCCCAAACCAUCGACAUCCCGCCCCCGCGGGAGUACUGCUGCUACCCCAAUGGACCCAUCAACUACAAGCCGAGUGCCGCCUGCCCACCCUGCCCCAUUGGACCAUGUGCCCCCGGAGGACCCUGCUGCCCACUGCCUUGCUUCUCCACCAACCAGUAUCCCGUCGCCGAGGGCAGGUGUGGACCCUGCGGACCUUGUGGUCCGGGCUGCGGACCCUGCGGACCGCGAUGUGGCCCCUGCGGACCUGGUGGCUGUGGACCCUGCGGUCCUUGUGGUCCGAGAUGCGGUCCUUGCGGCCCGUGCGCCGUGCCGAACUGCGGGCCCUGCGGCCUCACGAUGCCGUCGGGUCCGUUUGUGCCGUCUCCGUUGGGUCCCUGCGCCCCCUGCAAUACUUGCGGGCCGUUCGGCAACAGUCCCGCCGGACCUUGCGGCCCCUGCGGACCCUGCUCGCCCCCGUGCCCGUACGAAUCGCCGGAGUGCGGGCCCUGCUAUCCCUGCGCCCCGACUCCCUGGAACACGCACUGCGGCCCAGUCGGUCCCUGCGGUCCUCAAGUUCCCUGCGGUCCUGGCGGACCCUGCUAGGAACGCCGUCCUGCCGGCGUCCGGAUCGCCCUUUGUCAGAAACCAGUGCCCUGUGGACCAACUUGUAUAUCGAAUGCAGAUCAUCAUAACGUUAUCGCUGUCUUGCCACAAUCCACUACAAAAGUCUAUAGUUCACUUUGCCUUGUCAACGCAUUGACGACUCAUUGGCUGUAAAUAAAAAUCGGAAUUAAGCGCA
Drosophila rhopaloa is the source of this 1334-nucleotide messenger RNA. It is a transcript of the gene Mst98Ca, whose product is annotated as DBF4-type zinc finger-containing protein 2 homolog. Bases 125 to 1138 code for a protein of 337 amino acids. Lineage: Eukaryota; Metazoa; Arthropoda; Insecta; Diptera; Drosophilidae. The record is from RefSeq and is a predicted model, not a curated record. The transcript has a single exon.